AUGCGAGCGCCCGUCAAUCGACGGCACCUUAUUUAUCACGUCUUCUACCGAUUCUUAUUGCUAGCUGCACUUUUCACUAAAUAUGUCGAAACUCGAUCCAUCGUCAGAGGAGAUCAUGUUGUACAUACUCCACUUGGAACCAUACGAGGAGUUGGACAGACAUUCGAUGGUGCAAAGGUUUCUGCAUUUCUGGGUGUUCCAUAUGCGAAGCCACCGGUCGGCUCGAGAAGAUUCAAAAUGGCCGAAAUGAUAGAUCGAUGGAGUGGAGAACUUGAAGCCAGAACACUUGCAAAAACAUGCUAUCUAACAAUUGACUCUGCUUUUCCUCAAUUUCCUGGAGCUGAAAUGUGGAAUCCUCCUGGAGCAAUAUCAGAAGACUGUCUGAACAUGAACAUUUGGGUACCAGAAGAUCACGAUGGUUCUGUUAUGGUCUGGAUAUAUGGCGGAGGUUUCUUCAGUGGAACGCCUUCUUUGGAUCUGUACAGUGGUUCAGUGUUUGCUGCAAAAGAGCAUACGAUUGUGGUUAAUGUGAACUAUAGAUUGGGACCCUUUGGAUUCCUGUAUUUUGGAGAUGAUUCUCCGAUUCAAGGAAAUAUGGGUUUAAUGGAUCAACAAUUGGCACUGAAAUGGGUUCAUGAGAACAUUGGAGCAUUCGGAGGAGACAGAUCCAGAGUUACUUUGUUUGGAGAAUCAGCUGGAUCUGCAUCAGCAACUGCUCAUUUAUUUGCUCCCAACUCUCAUAAAUACUUCAGAAAUAUCAUUGCAAAAAGUGGCUCAAUCAUCAAUUCAUGGGCAUCAGCGCCUCCUCCAACAAUGCUUGAUCUGUCCCUUCGUCUCGCAAAGAAGGUCAACUGCAGUUCUACAGAUAUGAAUGUGGUUGCUAAAUGUCUCCGAAGUGUUCCAGCUCAUUUAGUUCAAGCAGAAGCCGACAAUAUAUCAGGAGAUAUCGGUCCACCAAUGACAUUUGCAUACGUUCCAGUUUCGUCUGAUGCAAAUUUCUUCCAGGGUGAUGUAAUUCAAAAAUUGAACAACAAACAGUUCAAAAAAGAUGUGAAUAUAAUAUUUGGAAGUGUCAAAGAUGAAGGAACCUACUGGCUACCGUAUUACAUGUCUCUUCCGAAAUAUGGAUUUGCAUUCAAUCAUACAAUAUCCGCUGAAGAUCCACACAACAGAGCAUUAAUCACAAGAGAACAUUACGAGGAGUCGAUGAAAGCGUUUAUGCCGUAUUUUGCUGGAUCCAAACUUGUAUUGAAUGCGUUUAUGAAUUCUUACGAACAUGUUUCAACGAGUAAUGUACCGGAAGAAAGAUAUCGAGAUGGUGUGGCACGAUUCUUGGGAGAUCUUUUCUUUACUUGCUCUCUUAUUGAUUUUGCUGAUUUGAUAUCAGAUAAUAUAUUCGGAAAUGUUUAUAUGUACUAUUUUACCUACAGGUCGAGCGCAAAUCCGUGGCCUAGAUGGAUGGGUGUAAUGCAUGGAUAUGAAAUUGAAUAUGCAUUUGGUCAACCUUACUGGAGACCUCAUCUUUACGAUCAAAAACAACUUGAGGACGAAAAAAGGUUAUCAUCUAUCAUCAUGCAAGUUUGGGCAAACUUUGCCAACACUGGAAGAACUGACUCUUUCUGGCCACAAUAUAACAAAAUCGAACGGAAAGCAAUUGAACUGGGAGAGUCUACAUUACAUGGGAAUCAUCGAAUCAUUGCAGAUGUUCAUGGAUCAUAUUGUAGAAUGAUUGAUGAGGCGAAAGCUUUUGUGAAGCAGAAAAAUGCAAGCGACUGCCGUUCAACUCGUAAAUCAGACUCAUCUUCAACAGAAACCAGUUCAACAGCCAAUUCCCUUUACCUCUUCAUCAUUAUUUCCCUUUCCCUUCUUAUCUCUUGUAUCAGUUUGUGA
This is a messenger RNA of Caenorhabditis briggsae, 1890 nucleotides long. RefSeq names its product Protein CBR-ACE-2 (gene Cbr-ace-2). Gene Ontology annotation, cellular component: plasma membrane. Gene Ontology annotation, molecular function: acetylcholinesterase activity. The transcript has 9 exons. NCBI's taxonomy places the organism in Eukaryota, Metazoa, Nematoda, Chromadorea, Rhabditida, Rhabditidae. Gene Ontology annotation, biological process: choline metabolic process; acetylcholine catabolic process. The record is from RefSeq and is a predicted model, not a curated record. The coding region runs from base 1 to 1890 and encodes 629 amino acids.